UAUUCACCUAAACAAUUACGUACGUUUUCUCUGUAAGCGCCUCUCGUAGCCCCUUCGUUAAUGGCGUCAGUAUCCGAGAUGUGCUCGGCUUUAGAAAAAUGAAGCGCAGACGAACAUAUCUCUUGUAAUAAAGCGCCGGGUUUCCAUUCGCGGAGUUUGCAUCUCCAGUUCUCGGCGGUUCAACUUCCGAUCUCAGUCGUGACGCUCAGCCCGAGCCCAGAGAUGAUGAAGCUCAAGUCAAACCAGACUCGCACGUAUGAUGGAGACGGGUUUAAGAAGCGGGCCGCCUGCCUGUGCUUCAGGAGCGACACCGAGGAGGAGGUGCUGUUGGUGAGUAGCAGCAGACAUCCAGAUAAAUGGAUCGUACCUGGAGGUGGAAUGGAGCCUGAGGAAGAGCCCAACGUUGCUGCAGCCCGAGAAGUUUGUGAAGAGGCUGGAGUCAAGGGCACUUUAGGAAGACUUGUAGGAAUAUUUGAGAAUCGAGAUAGGAAACACCGAACGUAUGUCUACGUUCUCAUCGUAACCGAAGUUCUGGAGGACUGGGAAGAUUCAGUAAAUAUUGGGAGAAAAAGGGAAUGGUUUAAAAUUGACGAUGCCAUACAAGUGUUGCAGUGUCACAAGCCAGUACAGGCCACCUACUUCAAGGCUCUUCAUGAAGGUUGUCUGAACAGUAAUGGGGCACCUCUAGUGGCCACGAUAGGCGGAGACCUGUCGUCCACCUACAGCAUUAAUCAGAGCUCCGUCUCUGAUAUCAGAUAACUAAUGCAAAACAGCGACACUCCGGAUGCUUCCGUCGCCGCUCUCGCUCUUAUUCUGAUUCUUUUUUUCUUAAUUGUCAGGAAAGUAGCACAAAAGUCACAAGUGUUGGUUGAAUAUUCAAAACGAUGUUUUGUAAAUGUUAUCUUUCCACUAUCUCCUGUUUCAUUUUUGUUUUAUGCGGACUGUUGCAUGAAACCCACGACCCACGUACUUUUAGUGCCCUCUAUGCGACCCAAGUGUGAGAUUAAACGAAUGCAAGAACUACUUUUUACUGUUGUGAUGUAAAGAUAUACACAUGGUGCGUUAGCAUGUGGCUUUCAGUAUUUUUACACAUUCAUUUUCCUCUGCGUGUGUAUGUGUGAGCGAGCGCCAAUUUGUUUUUGUUAACGAAUGCGUUUAUAAGAGAACAUGAAUGCGUGGAUCUGUGAGAAGUUAUUAGUUUUGCAUGAGCAAUGGUAUUUAUUUGUCCUAUGAGAUUGUGUGAUGCGAUGAAUGGUUAACUUGUACUUCAUGUUAAAUAGGUGUUCUGAACUUCUUGUAAAUAUCGUACAGGCCUCCAAAAACACAUAGGGUUUAAGUUAAAUACCUGAUUAGACUGGAGCUUAAUUGUACGAUUUUACACUUUUUGAUCUAGAAUUUUUCCACAGCAAAUGUUUGACAGACUUUGUGUUUAUUGUAAAAUCUGAAAUCAAUCCCAGAGGUUAAUUAUGCUAUGAUAUGGUGUCAGAAAGAUUCGGCAGGUUUUCCGACUUUAUGCUGUUAUGCUUAUCUGUUGUACGUUUUUAUAUAUUUUUUAAGUCAACAUGAAAUCAAAAUUUACCCUAGAUACUUUCUCAAAUGAAUGUUCUGGGUUCAAUACAAAUUAAGCUUAAUCAACUGCAUUUGCGGCAUGUUUAUUUGCCAGAACAAAAUAAUAAUUUUGACUCCGACCUUGACAGCAAAAAGGGUAAAUAUCUGGCUUUGAGUGGAGCACGUACAAUGACGUGAAUGGGCUCAGUUUAUAAACAUUUAAAUACUCACUAUUUAAAGCAAUUGUAGCAUUUCUUAAAUCUGACCAAUAGUUAAUGCAGUCAUUUAAUACAGUUGUGUUGAUGUCAAAAGGUUUGUCAAUAAUAGCAAAUAACAAAAGAUUUGAAAGUCCAAGUCAUUCCUGAUGGAUAAAGUCCCACUCUCCUUUUUAUCUCUCAUUUGAAUAUCCUGUUUCACUUGUCCAUACAUCACACUACGGAAGUAAAACGGUUUGUGAACACACAUGGGUUGUUUUGUAUUGACUUUCAUUUUGGCUAAAUUGCCAUACGGACGAGAAGAAAAUGAAGCAUAGUUCAGGACAAAAGGGCGAUUUGAAUAGAGAUUGAGACUGAAUAGGUGGGCUGAAGCGAUUAGUCGAUGUUAUCGACAACAGUAAUAAAUUGUCGACAAAUUUUCGUGGUCGAAUAGUCGUUUUUUUUCUCAUUUAACGUAACGUGAGAUCACAUUAAACUCUAAUGAUUGCACUCAAGAGGAGCACUGCAGUUCACAUCUGAUUGAGGAGAGAAGGAAUUACACAGAUCACAGUCCAGACGCGCACUAAACUUUCCAAACAGCUUCAGGUGAUGUAGAUCGCAAAGAGUGAGGGAAUUAUAAUGCAAAAAUACAAAAUAAGCGCUCUCAUUAUGGAAUAAGCAGAGCUGGAGCUGCUGCUCCGCUGAAGCAAAACAUGCAUAUCAGAGCGUCUUUAAAAAUAAAAAUAUUUAAAAAUAUAUUAAAUUCCUUUAAAAAAGAUGCAUUCACCUGAAAAGCAGCAUAUAAGAUAUUUAAGAUACAUUCUCUUGAAGUUAGUCUAAAUAUCUUAUAUGAUGCUUCUCAAUUAAAUGUAUCUUGUUUUAAGGAUUUUUAGACCAUUUUAGAUGGAAAACAAGACAACACCUGAAAACAAUAGGAUUUUUUGCAGUGAAUUUCUUUCACUGAAUUAAAGGAAAAAAUACUUUUUAUUAAGUUUAAUUCAGUAAUGUCAUUUAGAGGUAUUUUUAAAAGAUGAUUUUGUCCUCUUUAUUGUUAGCAAGCACUUUUAUUACAACCUUUUAAGUCGAGGCAGAAGCUGAAUAGUCGUUGAAGAGCUAAUGAUUCAUCGUUGCAAUAAUCAGCCGAACGUUCGAAUAAUCGUUAGAUUAGUCGAUUAUCAAAAUAAUUGUCAGUUGCAUCCCUACUGAAUUAUAUAUUCUUUUUUGUUUGAUGCAAUGUGCAUUUGCAAAACGGGCCCUAGACUGCAGUAGCUGCUUACCGAUUCUUUCGAUGUUAGUAUCUUUAGAAGACCCCACAAGUUUACUUAUUUUAACCUCUCAGUGACUCGACAUCCUCAUCCACUCUAUCAUUGCUAUACAUUAACAACUGGGAGGUUUCAAUCAGCAUGCACAAUUUAAUUCAAGGGCAAGCCAUGUAACAUUUUGUUUUAGCCUAAAAACGUUCAAAUAUCUUUUCUUUCGAAAUGUCAAGUACUUCUUCAAAGCCAAACUGCAUGCUUUGUAAACCUUUUGGAAAGCAGCGGUUGGCACAAUACUGUGAAUUGUGAGCUCUGUAGUUAGCGCAAUGUUUUGGUGUCUUUAUUUCUCUUGUACAGAUCAAAGACAAAACUUCAAUGUCAAGCGUUUGUCGUUAUGAUGUGUAGAUAUGGUACACUUCAGAUCGCUGAGGGUUAGGCUUAUUUACUCAACUAAAAGGCAUUGUUUUUGCUUGUCUUGGGAGUUUUAAGUGCAUUUAUGAUGAAGCGCACGUCAUUCAACAUUUCAUUAAAAGUUUUUAUUGUUAAUCUGACUGCUGAGUGAGUAAUGAUAACCUGAAAAUCAGGUUGACUUGCAACAGUGAUUUAUAAAGUUUACAUGCCUGUGAUUCGUUUCUAUUAACACCGUCAAGGAUUUUACAGUUGAUUGUGGUUUAAAUCUUCCCUUCUACUUCUAGUGUAGCAUGCAAUACCUAUCAACAUCUUGUGAUUGGUAUUUGUGAUGACGGCUAUUCUAUUUUUAAUAUGUAUAGUCAACAUGUGGCCCCAACCACAAGAAUAAAGUGCACGUAUUUUAAUGAAUGGUCUUUGAGCAUGGAGUCAAGUUCCUUCUAGAAAACAAGGAUGUGAAAUCCAAUCUGCUGCAUUUAAAGUUUAUAGUUCAUCAUGUGGAACUCAUUUCUGGCAAAUGUCUCAAAGAGCACCAUAAAUGUGCCCUGCUUUUAAGGGUUGGACUAUGAAUGUAAAUUUUAAUAGGUUAUUUCUUUCUUUUGCCACAAAUUACAAAACAAAUUGCCCAGGUAUAGAGUUUUAAGAGAUUUAAUUGGUUCAGAUGGGAUGUUGGAACUAUGACUGAAAUCAGUGUACUCUACGAACUCUCCCAUCAAAAGCUGUGACCCUUUCGGUUUCAACACAUGUACCCUUCACUGGAAUUUUUUUGCUUUUUCAUUUUGGGAUUGUGAAAUCAACCAGUUUGAGAAUGUAAUAUAAAUGUGCCAACUAAUAAACACCAGUA
Messenger RNA from Xyrauchen texanus (razorback sucker), 4250 nucleotides. Its product is annotated as diphosphoinositol polyphosphate phosphohydrolase 1-like. Lineage: Eukaryota; Metazoa; Chordata; Actinopteri; Cypriniformes; Catostomidae. Gene Ontology annotation, molecular function: diphosphoinositol-polyphosphate diphosphatase activity; bis(5'-adenosyl)-hexaphosphatase activity; endopolyphosphatase activity. The coding region runs from base 223 to 759 and encodes 178 amino acids. Gene Ontology annotation, cellular component: nucleus; cytoplasm. The transcript is spliced from 5 exons. Gene Ontology annotation, biological process: diadenosine hexaphosphate catabolic process; diphosphoinositol polyphosphate metabolic process; diadenosine pentaphosphate catabolic process. The record is from RefSeq and is a predicted model, not a curated record.